GACCAGUUGAACAAGCCUCGGAAUUACGGAGGUAUACGCAACAUGAAAAAUGAUUAUGUUAUCUGUAGAUAAGCUCACUUUAUGGAGUCUAUAAAAAUAAAAAAGAUAUUGGCCACAGUAUAGGGUAUUUAAAGAUACGAAUCGCUCAACCACAGCGACAGUAGCAGCCUCCAACAUAUUGUAUUUAGAAGUGUGUCUGUGUUUGUGUUUGUGUGAGCAACCGAUAAGAUACACAGAAAUAGAGCCGGAAGAGUUCAGAUCAUAGAACGGAGAGGCGGAAACAUGGGUGCAGAGGGAACGGCUGAAUACGAUAGCUAUGUGGUGUACGAUUGCGACAUUGGAACGGACGAUGCCUGGGGUCUACUGAUGCUCCUGCGGGCCGAGCACUACUCACAGAGUAGGGAGGUCCCAUUACCCGCUCAGCUGGCGCCGGGACGCUUCAAACUGGCCGCCGUAACUUGCGUCCACGGCAACACCGAUGUUGACAAUGGCACCUUAAAUGCUCUACGCGUGCUGAGCACCGCUGGACGUCUCGAUGUGCCCGUUUUCAAGGGCUGUGCCGAGUCGAUAAUGCCACGCACUUGGGAGCGACGCGGGUACUUUCAUGGUCGCGAUGGCCUAGGGGACUUGGAUAAUUAUCCAGCGGUGAAUGAGAAGGCGCUCGUGAGCGAGGAGCGUGCCGUGAAUGCGAUGUAUCGUUUGGCCUGCGAACACGCACAUCGCAUAGACUUCCUAUUGGUGGGCCCACUCACCAAUUUUGCGCUCUGCAUCAACAUCUAUGGUGAUGAUUUCCUAGAUAAGGUGCGUGACGUCUACAUUAUGGGCGGCAAUAUUGUGGGGAAGGGCAACAUUACGAAGAGUGCCGAAUUUAAUUUCAUGUUGGAUCCCGAAGCGGCGCACAUUGUGCUCGAGCGGAUCAAGAAACCAGCAUGGGUGCUGCCCUGGGAGACCUGCAUAGAUGGCGACUACGGACUGGAUGUGGACUUUCGGUUCAAUGUGCUCGGCGCUGUACCCACUGCAUCCAUGGACUUGAUGAAUCGUGCUGAGCGGGCCAUUAUAUUGCCACGUGGCUUUGUUAAGUGGCUGACUUGCGAUGCCCUGCUGACUGCCGCCUACCUGUUUCCCACGCUCCUCAUCGAGGAUCAGCGCGACUAUUAUGCCACCGUCGAGGUGGUCGGCACACACACCCGUGGCCAGAUGGUGCUGGACCACCUGAGGGGACGGGUUGUCGAUCAUCUGCAUGGCAAGUCACUUAAUGCUCGCAUCAUGCGCAGACUGAGUGGCCGACACUAUCGAAUCGUCAUUUCCUGGACGGGCGAACUACCAGGGGUCCGGAUCGAGGAUUUGUGGCAGCAACCACAGCCAGUGCCCGAAGAGUAAAAACCACUCUCAUUUCGUCAUUUUUGAUGUGCAAUAUCAAACUACAAAAGUUCUCAUAUAUA
Messenger RNA from Scaptodrosophila lebanonensis, 1442 nucleotides. RefSeq names its product probable uridine nucleosidase 1. The record is from RefSeq and is a predicted model, not a curated record. Gene Ontology annotation, molecular function: hydrolase activity, hydrolyzing N-glycosyl compounds. Lineage: Eukaryota; Metazoa; Arthropoda; Insecta; Diptera; Drosophilidae. The transcript has 3 exons. Bases 283 to 1380 code for a protein of 365 amino acids.